Cannabis sativa is the source of this 378-nucleotide messenger RNA. RefSeq lists its product as uncharacterized. NCBI's taxonomy places the organism in Eukaryota, Viridiplantae, Streptophyta, Magnoliopsida, Rosales, Cannabaceae. The record is from RefSeq and is a predicted model, not a curated record. The transcript is spliced from 2 exons. Bases 1 to 378 code for a protein of 125 amino acids.
AUGGUAUUACAUCGUCUCCGAGAACACAAGCUUUAUGCAAAGUUUAAGAAGUGUGAAUUCUGGUUGUCCCAAGUGAGUUUCUUAGGACACGUGGUAAAUAAGGAUGGGAUUUUGGUAGAUCCAGUGAAGAUUGAAGCUGUUCGAGAUUGGCCACGACCUAAGACAACAACUGAAGUUAGAAGUUUCUUAGGGUUGGCUGGCUUUCAAGAAUUAAAGAAGAUAUUGAUUACUGCACCAGUUCUAAGCCUGCCAGUCAGUGAUGAAAAGUUUGUGAUAUACUGUGAUGCCUCAAGACAAGGUUUGGGUUGUGUGUUAAUGCAAUCAGGGAAGGUCAUUGCCUAUGCCCCUAGGAAGUUGAAGGCUUUUGAACAGCGUUAA